AUGACGAAAGCCUGGAAGGAGUACCGUGACACCAUCACGAGGCUCUACAUCACGGAGUCCCGGACUCUGGAGGAAGUCAAGGAUAUCAUGCAGAGGGAGCAUAGCUUCAAGGCAUCAACUAGGUCGUACCGCCAGCAGUUCGAUAAGUGGCAACUGGGCAAAUACAACUGCAAGAAACGCAACGUCCGCCGCCUGUCCCAGCAGAGCGGGAUCCAGAUGGAAGCAAGCCCGACCCUCAUCGGCCUCGGCUCGCCAGACGACGGCGGCGGCCCCAACAGCCCGUCCCACAGUCUCGCCAGCAUGAGCCCGGAGCUCGACCACGAGUCGUCCUACUACAGCCCCCAGGUCUCUGCCGGCAUCUCCAUGUACCAACAAGCCCACCACAGCUCGCAGCUGCCUUCCUGGGAGCAUCACCAGCCCGAGAGGACGUGGGGACAGGUCUCCGCCGCUUCGCCCAUGGGCCCGAGCCACCAGCAGACGGGGGCUUCCCCCGGCCCGUCGCACCUCGACUUUGACGACAUCUUGAGGCAGACCGCGCAGCAGACGGGCCACGGCGCGGAGAUGCACUCGCCUCACCCCGUCCAUCCACAGUCCUCGUACUCUGUCGUCCUCCGGCCGGGGGAGCAGCCGGUCCAGCAGAACGCCAGGAUCGCCCCUGAGUACCGGUACAACCCAUAUCCGUACCAGUCUGGCGCACGCUGCGGCUUUCGCAGGUGA
Molecule: messenger RNA, 717 nt
Organism: Colletotrichum siamense
Lineage: Eukaryota; Fungi; Ascomycota; Sordariomycetes; Glomerellales; Glomerellaceae
Exons: 2
Coding region: 1-717 (238 amino acids)
Source: RefSeq, a predicted model, not a curated record